UAAGUCACAAAGUGUAAUAGAAAUUAUUUUAAUUUAUUGCAAUAUUAAAAAACAUUUAUUUGGCAAUAAUGUUGCAGCAGUUAUCGGGUGUUAAUAUUAUAUUAUUUAUUGCUGCUGGUAUUCAAACAGUUUUAAUUUUAUUUAUAUUUGCUAAAAGACAAAUAAUGCGAUUCACUUUACGUUCUAGAGAAGGUCCACAUAUUCCAAUAGGACACGAUACUAAAAAAUCUUUUAAAAAAGAAAUUAAUAGAAAAAUACAAGUAAUACCAAGAAUACAAUAUGAACCACAUCUUGAUGGCUAUAUCCAUAGGAUAAAUAGUACAUGUAAACCAGCAUCACAUUUUCAUAGAUUGAAAGUUGUGAAUGAUAUUAAAUUACUAGAAUUUCAAAUUGUACAACAUGAAAACUUUUAUAAACGGCAUCCCAAUGAAAAUAUACGAGGGUUUUUAAUCAGUACAUUAUCGACUACUUUGCAUUCAAAUGGACAGCAUAUAAUACAUAAAUUUUGUGAUCUAUACGAACAUGCUAGACAUGAUCCAUCUGAAUUCAAAAAUGAAGAAUACGAAAUUUUUUCAAAAUUAUUAGUGAAACUUGUUGAUGCUUAUGUAUAA
Messenger RNA from Ceratosolen solmsi marchali, 611 nucleotides. RefSeq lists its product as uncharacterized. The coding region runs from base 69 to 611 and encodes 180 amino acids. The record is from RefSeq and is a predicted model, not a curated record. The transcript has 3 exons. NCBI's taxonomy places the organism in Eukaryota, Metazoa, Arthropoda, Insecta, Hymenoptera, Agaonidae.